Molecule: messenger RNA, 9569 nt
Organism: Dreissena polymorpha
Lineage: Eukaryota; Metazoa; Mollusca; Bivalvia; Myida; Dreissenidae
Exons: 19
Coding region: 73-5085 (1670 amino acids)
Biological process (GO): intracellular signal transduction; protein phosphorylation; negative regulation of glycogen biosynthetic process
Cellular component (GO): cytoplasm; nucleus; cytosol
Molecular function (GO): protein serine/threonine kinase activity; ATP binding
Source: RefSeq, a predicted model, not a curated record
GUUUGGUAGUUAAACUUGUCCAGAUUGGAAUGGCGGAAGAAUCAAAUUAAAAGAUAAUUGUAUGAAAGCGUUAUGGAAAAUCUAAGUGCAGAAGCACGCAGUGUCUACAGCAAGACAGGGAGAAUGCUGCCAGACCUUGUUCCCCGUCAUCUGACCUUCGGAUCACCAAGUUAUCCAUCGCCACUUGAUCGGAUAAGAUCGGGUAGGCUAGAGCGUCGCACACAGCUGGGUCUUCAAUCUCCCAUGGGUGAUUCCUUCGAGGCCAACCAGUCGUUUCCGAAAUGCUCCAAGGGGAAACUGAGCCUGCCUGCCAAACUGGUUCCUUUGGAAGAUUUCAAAGGUGCGGAACUGAAUGACAUCAGUUAUACUGGUUUACCAAAGUUAGGAAACACUCAGGAUCAUCUCGGACCAACACAUGUACGCAGCCAUGAUUCCUCAAAAAUUGAUAGUCUUAAUGCCUCCAGAGACAACAGUUUAAAUGCAUCCAGAAGUGAGCGUUCCUACAACAACAGCAAUGAAUUAAGCUGGUCGUUCUAUGGAAAGAUGUGCGGAGAAGGGGCUGCCAAUUGCCCAACAUCCGUGAGGAACCCUAACAAAGCUCUCUGUACAAUAGAUGCAAAGACUUCUGAAAUUCUGAUAGCCAAUGAGAUGGCCUGCGAGUUGUUUGCCUAUGAGGAGUCAGAGCUGAUAGGGAUGAAAUUGAAAGACCUGGUGAGACUGAAGCCCAGAGACCAGAGCACCAUCAUGGAGUCACACCUGGAACCCACAGGCGAUGUGGUCAACAUCUGUGGGAAAGUGGUGGAGUCAGUCGACAAGAACGGACUGGUUCUUCCAGUGUCCAUCUGGGUCAAAAGGUUGGAGGUCAGUCCAGAGCCCCGCUGUCUGGUUGCCAUGGAACCAGUGGAACGCACCAUAGCGACAGUGCAUUUUUCUGCCGAGGGCAUGAUAAUGUCCUGUGAUGAGCAGCUGGCCUAUCUCCAUGGUUACGAUAGCGACCGGGACCUGGCUGGGGCCCACAUCCAUGACCUAAUACCUGCACUCAAGUUGCCCCCUGCUGAUGGGGGAUUGACUAAGGAAGUCAGGAAGCAGCGAGCCACAGGACGGACCAAGGAUGGCUCAAGCUUCCCACUGAGCAUAGCUAUAGACAUUGCCAAGGACAAUGAUGACAUUGAUGAAAGCUUGGAGCCUGCAGAAAACUUCUCUAAACUGCAACACGAAAGUCCAGAUAGCUGUGAGGCCAGUUCAAUGGUGUUCACCAGGGCCAGAGUAAACGAAAGUCCAGCGGUUGAUAGGCGAUCAGGGGGCGGGACUGAAAGUCAAGUGGUUGACAGGAAGUCAGGAGGCGGAGAUUAUGGAAGUCCUGUGGUUGACAGGCAUUCAUGGGGUGUGGCUUAUGGAAGUUCAGUUGUUGACAGGCGGUCAGUGGGGGGAACCAAUGAAGUUCCAGCUGUUGGGAUGCAGGGGAAAGGCAAAGCUAUUGUGUACAGAGGCGUGGUGUGGGUGUUUGCCAACAUAAGUGGGCUGGUCACUUUUUUGCCUGAUGGCACUGUACACAACAUAAAUGACAACCUGUCACUACUGCUGUUCGGCUACAGAAGUGGGGAAGUUAUAGGAAAGAAUAUCAGCCUAUUGAUCCCAGAUUUCUAUGAGAUAUUGGAGCUUGAGGAUGCAGGCAGUGAGGACAGUGGGGCUCAGACCUCGGCCUGCAAUAAAUAUGAAUCUGAAAGCCCCUGCCUAUUCAGUGUGACUCAGAAUGGGAAAAUGUCAGGGCGGGACUUUCCCACACCCCUGGAGGGUUUCCAUGUGAACGGCCCUGGGGUCACCUCCACACCCAACAAGUCCUGGGCCCAUCCGGAGAGCUGCGAGAAUAUGCAAUGUUCAGAUAAAGCCAACCACUCUGAGGGCAAAGUGAAGGGAUAUGAGCUUCAGGACUUGCGAACUUUGACCCCAGUGAAGCCACAGCCUGUUAGUAAGGAUCCUGAGCAGGAAAAUGCCCUGACUGUGGACAACAGAGAUGACAAAGAUUUGGUUAAUGAUAAACACAAUAAUGAUGAGAUAUUGGAAAGUCAGCAGAAAUUUUGCAAGGAUGGAAAAAGUCAAGAGUGCGUGCAAACUGUGAAAGAAAAAAUAACACCCAACUUGGGUGAAAAAUCGGUGGUAUGUACUUUCAAUAAGGACACUGGUAUGAUGGAUGUGGUCACAAUGUUUGUUGAGAAUGUGAAGGCUAUCAAGCACAAAACGGACAUAACAGCUUGCUCAACGCCAAUUCUGAAAGGAACAGACGUAAAGGGUUGCUCUACACCAAUAAUCAAAGGACUGAAAGGAGAUCAGGACAUAGUGCCGUCCCCAUGUCUCUCAGACAUAGAAGGACAAUGUAACGGUCGGAAUUCCCAUCUCUUGGAUGAGUCUGGUGACGCUUGCAUGUUGGAGAUGGGAAAAUUGAGGCUAAUGGAUGAUCAUUGCAGUAGACUCAAUACUACGGACGAGUUGCUUUCAGCGUCUGCAGGCUUUGAGAGACUGGAUGCGAAUGAAGAUAACAAGGAGAAUUUAGAAAUAGAUGAGAAAAAGAAUCAAGAUGCAUAUGCUAAAGUUGGGGAGAAGGGCGAUGGGAUCCAAAGUCUAAAUUUAAGCGUUGCCAAAAAGUCGGAUUUAAAAAUGUUCGAUGGAGGAAUGGUUAAGCCGUUUGUGAAUCAGGUUGGGGACAAUAUGGGCAACACUGAAGGAGAUAUUGAGAAAGUUACAACAGAAACUUCUCUUUUAAAAGAUAACGAUGAGACAAGCGUUCCAAAGGUGGUGAGGAAAGCGAGUCCAAAAAUGGGUUUGAGGGUGUCUUCGCCGACUGCUAUGCAGACAUCACCAAAAGAUGCCAAUGUGGCAACUGAUUGUUUGGCUCCAUUGCUUAAAGUUGAUUGCCUUAACAAGAGUGGAAAUGAUGAAGGAGAAUUGAGUCGAACACAAGACGACUUGAACAAGUCCUACGCUGUGAUAGUGACAUCGUCGGAUAGCAACGUGUGCACAUCAGAAGAUAAUGAAAACUCUGCGUCCAUAGGAGUGAUAGAAGACGUUGAUGAAUCUCUGCUGCACAGGUCGAGCAUUCAUCAGUUCCUGAAUUCACGGUGCAACAAAAGCAGGACUCUCAACAAUUCUGGUUCAUUUAGAAACAGUGGCCUGGACUAUACCAAUUCUUUUCGACAGAGCCCACUUUUCGAGGCAGAUGUAUUGACACCGAAAAAAGACUUGAGAGAAUCGACCGUGAAUGGCUUGUCAAACAAAGAAUCGGGUAAAAUUUUGGAAGGGCCAAAUGACAAUAUUGAGGUAUAUGAACCUGAUUUGCCGGAGACGCCUUAUAUCGGAAGGGGUAACGACUAUGAUUUCAGUGGUUGCAGCGAGACGGAGUCCCCGAGCCUUCGUAGCUUUGAGCAGCAUGAGAAGGGUGUGCGAUACAUUACAAAGUCUCGCACAGGGUCGAGAUACUCUGACUACAGUUCCAAUGGGCCUGUGGUUUUCCCAGAGGGCAGCUUUCAAGGGCAGUGUCGGCACAAGGACCAGUCUUUGCUGGGCAUAGUGUUCCAAAUCAAGCGUGUACUGCUGGACGAUGACACUGAGGUGUACUGCAUGUGGGUGUCCCGCGACCCUGAGGAGCCCCAAGAGGUCAUAAGGUCAUACGCCAACCUGACCUUGGCCUCCAGUCACAACAGCACCCUGGACAGGAGCCACAAUUUCAGUCUCGGAGAGGUCCUUGCAGCUCAAGCCAGGUCGGACUCCAAGGAAAUACUCGAAGGCUACGAAAGUGGGGAAGAGGAAAACUCACAGAUACAUGAAUACUCACAAACCUCUCACAACCAGUCCAUUGAGUCCUUGGACCAGAACAGCGAUCACUCAAAUAACUACUCAAACUUGUCACAAAACUACUCAAAUCAGUCCUUUAACUACUCCAGCCGUUCUCAUGAUCGUUCGUACAGGUCACAUGACCAAUCAAAUAGGUCACAUGACCUGUCAAUAAGGUCACAUGACCAGUCUGUGAGGUCACAUGACCAGUCUGUGAGGUCACAUGACCAAUCAAAAAGGUCACAUGACCAGUCUGUGAGGUCUUCGGAAGGGACGGAGGAAGACAAAGCGCUGUGUCAUGGCCCAUACAGCAUUUUGUACGACACACAGCAUACCAUUGGCAAAGGAGCAUUUGGUUUUGUGAAGAUGGCCAGAAGGAGAGCUGACAGGAAAGAGGUGGUAGUGAAGUUUAUACGACGGGCCAAGGUGUUCAAGGACUGCUGGGUGGAGGACGAGAGAUACGGCCAGAUGCCUCUAGAAGUCAGCAUUCUUAGCAAGCUUAACCACCCCAACAUUGUCACGGUUCUGGAUGUAUUUGAUAACUCAGACUACAUCCAGUUGGUGAUGGCAAAGCACGGAUCAGGCAUGGACCUCUUUGAGUUCAUUGAUCGCAGUCCACGCAUGGAUGAAAAACUGGCAAGCUAUAUCUUUCGACAGAUGGUUUCUGCAGUGUCCUAUCUCCACGGUAAGAACAUCCUCCAUCGUGACAUCAAGGACGAGAACGUGAUCCUCAACGAGCAGUUCCAGAUCAAGCUGAUAGACUUCGGGGCCGUCGCAAUCCUGGAGCCGGGCAAACUGUUCUCCACGUUCUGUGGGACACUGGAGUACUGCAGCCCUGAGGUCCUAAUGGGAAACAAGUACUAUGGACCCGAGCUUGAAGUGUGGUCACUAGGGGUAACACUUUACACGCUGGUUUUUGGAGAGAACCCAUUCUUUGACGUGGAGGAGACGAUAAAGUGCACCUUGAAGCCACCUUUUGUUGUUUCUAGCGAGCUAAUGAUGUUGCUGUGCUGGUUACUGCAUCCUGACCCUAAGAAAAGAGCCACAGUUCCCAGCCUCGAGCGCAACCACUGGGUCCAGCAGAAAGUUGACAUCAGCAGAUACCGAUGGGAGGAAGUGUUACCUAAUAGUGAGUUCCAUGGUAACACGGCCUCUGACAACCGGCCUGACUCCCCGGGUGCAACCCCUGGUAACCAUGAAGACGAAUCCCUGGAUGACCUCAAGUGUAACCUCAUCAGCAAACUCAACUUGGAAUAAGGAUUUACUAAAACUGUUAACAGCAGGGGUGUGAUUUUUACUCCUUUCACCUGAUUGCCUCCCUUUCAAUGUCAAACUUGUUUUACUGAUAGUUGUUGGGCCUUAUUCUUUUUUACAAAUGAAGAGUUGAGUUGAACCCAGUAAGGUGGGUAAGGCAUUUCUCUCACCUGAGGCAGUUCUUAACCCAUUCCGACUCAAAAGCAAAGUGAAAAUGUGCAAACAGCAUAAAACCAGAACAACCUGUGAGUAACUUGCAGUCUGUUCAGCUUUUAUGCUGUUUGCUGCUCAUCAGUUUCUAAUGGUUGGAACUGAAACCUUUAAAAUUUGGAUCUAGUAAGAAAGAGUUUUAAUAAAAUGUAACUUUCUGAGGGACUACAAAUGCGUAAAAAUACGUAUCUAAGUGGUAAAUGGUUAACCUGACACCCCUGAAGACUAUUCUAUAACUGUUACGUGGCAGACAUGCAAAAUGGUUGAAUACACAGUUGGAUACGGGGUGGGGUAACAUGCACAAUAUUAUGGUUAUUUGACAAACGACGUUUUAGUACUGCAAAUUUUGGUAUGAAAUAUCACUGGCAAUACUCUGUAUGGCAGCCAUGCAAUGGCCCUGCAUUGAGGACAGUUAAUGCCUUAAUUUUUAAACUUUUCUGAAUAUUUAUAAGAUGCCAACAAUAUUUGUCAUAAAAUAUUUUACUUGAAUUAUUUGAAUGAUUGUAAAUUGAUUGCAAUUAGUUUUAAAGGAACAUUUGAAUGAACUUAAUAUUUUGCGCCAGUAGCCUCUAAGGUUCAAUUUUAUACCUGAUUGACUUUUGGCAUUUGAUAAUAAUUCAACAUUUUUAUGUUGCAAGUCUGACUGUAUUUGAGUAAAUUGCGCAAUAUAUUACAUGUGUUUUAUGAUAUGACAUCAUCCUUUCUCAGGACCUUGAAAUAAUUGUGUCCAAAUACUGAAGACAAAGCAACUUACUGGUUGUGAUCAUAUAACAUUCAUGGUGUAUGGGUUUCUAUGAGUCACAUUCAUUUGUAACAACCAUUCGGUAUCUUCUAGACACUUCCUGUUUACAGGUAAAUUUUUAUUUCGCUGUUUGGUUUAGAUGUGUGCUACUUGGUAAACAUACCUCCAAAACUAUGCAUUUAUCUAUUUGUUCUGAAAAAUAUGUUGGAAAUAUGUUUGAGUUUGUCACAUGUUUUGAUUUGAAUACCCAACAGUUUGUCGAUGGGAACACUGUGGGUCACACUCUGCUUUGGAUUUGGCUUUAUGUAUUGUCACAGCCUACUGUCUAAUACUCUUACUCUUAAUGCUCUUAUGAAAGUUAAAUAAUUAUAUGCCUUAAUAUAUGUACAUAAUAGUAUUCAUGGUAAACAUCUGGUAUUCUUGAUAUUAAAACGUUGCUCGGGUAUUCUGGAUAUGAAAAUGAGGCUCUGGUAUUCGGGAAAUGAAAAUGGGGCUCAGGUAUUCGGGAUAUGAAAAUGGGGCUCAGGUAUUCUGGAUAUGAAAAUGGGGCUCGGGUAUUCUGGAUAUGAAAAUGAGGCUCUGGUAUUGGGGAUAUGAAAAAGGGGCUCGGGUAUUCUGGAUAUGAAAAUGGGGCUCAGGUAUUCUGGAUAUGAAAAUUAGGCUUGAUCUGAGGAAACCAAGCUUAAUUAAUGUGCUUACAGUGUCAUGCCAGAUUAACCCGUGCAGUCCGCACAGACCUAUGAAGGGCGACACUACGCUGUUGUGGUAUUUUUCAUUUAAAGGAAGUAUCUUCUUAGCAAAAUACAGUAAAGGCAGAAAGUGUUGUCCCUGAUAAAUGUGUUAGGACUGCACUGGCUAAACUGAGACAAAACUUUGCAAACAUGUAUGAAACCCGGUUUUACCAGAGGGAGACUUAAAAGUCAGGGGCCAUGUGUGGGGCAGGGGCCAUGUGUGGGGCAGGGGCCAUGUGCUAUGUUGUAUUUUUGUUUGAGUGGAUUUUAGUCUUGUGAUGUGCAAUAUGUACAAUAUGCCGUGCUCUAUGAAAAGGGAGUUUAUUGCAUGUGCGUAAAGUGUCGUUCCAGAUUAGUCUGUGCAGUCUGCACAGGCUAUUCAGGGACAACUCUAUCCACUUGUAUGAUAUUUUUUGUUUAAGGAAAGUCUCUUCUUAGCAAAAAUCUAGUUUAGGCGGAAAGUGUUGUCCCUGAUUAGCCUGUGUGAACUGCACAGGCUAAUCUGUGAUGACACUCUACGCACAUGAAUUAAACACCUUUUUUCACAGAGUGCGGCCCAAAUGAAUGGAUAGACUGAGGUAAUGUUGAUAUGCUUAAUUCUUGCUUAAGGUCAUAUUCUAUAUCUUAUUGGAUUUUUUGUAUUUGAACAAACUGGUUUUAAUGUUGUAUAGCCUUUUUAUUUUAAUUUAUUCUUUUUUCUCAUUUUUCUGGCCUAAAACAUAAAAAUUGACAGUGUUUGAAAUGGCAAUUGAGGAGCAAAUGUAUAUAGUUUCAGUUUUUGUAGACACGCUACUGGUAGAUAUUAAUUGUAAAUAGAAUAUUUAGUAUAUUUUUUGUCUAUGUCUUUGUUAUUUAAUACUAUGUACAUAGUGUACAUUGUUUGUAUAUGUUGUGAAGAAUAUAGUGUUAUUUUUAUUAAUUUUUAAGAUGGUUUUGGUUGUGUACUUGUAAAGCAUAGCUAUUGUUUCGUGAUGUUUUAAAUUUAUAGCCAGCUUGAAGAUUUGGUUUUAAAACAUUGUUUUGUGCAAAGUAAAGUCAUGAUUGAUAGAGUUGUGAUUUUCUAACCUACAACAGUUAUAUUCUUUGUUAUCUCAUGUAUACAUAGAUUCAUGCGGCCUAGUGCAUAUUCAGUUUUCUUACAUUUAAAAUGUUUCAAUACAAACCAGUAGUCAAAGUUAACAAAAUGUAAUUAGCAAAACAGGUUUCCAGUUUAUUCCAAUAAAACUUUACAUGUUUUCAUUACUAUCAUAGGCUACAUGCAACUAAAAAGCUAAUGGGGGACCAUCAUUUAUUAACCGAUUUAUAAUUCACACAUACACCAAUAUUUACAUGCUUUAUGUACUUUUUGCUGUAAAAAAAAACUAAAAAAAAAAUAAAUUGUUGAUUUUGAUAUAAGGUAUAAUUUAAUUACGCUUAUUUGAGAAGCUUGGAAAAGUCCUGGAGAGCUGAAGUUUUAAUUUUGUUGUUUUUAUAAUCUUUAAAAAUUUGCCAACAGUGUUAUUUUUAUUUUAAAUAUUUUUUUUUACCUUGUAUUUGUUUUCCAGAAAUAUAAAUAAAUGUUGUGUAUUUAGUGUUUUAUGAUAUUUAAGCAAUGUCAUUUUAAUGUUUACCUGUUUUCAAUUAUUAAAAUUCUGACUAGUGAGAUUAGCUUAUUUUGUGCUUGAGUAAAGUUAACAUUCCAUUCAAAGAUGAUGAUAUAUGUUUGUGUCAAAUGAGGCAACAGUUACAACAGAAUAUCAAUAUUUUGUAUGGUGUCUUUUUAGCUCAUCUAUUUUUUGAAAAAAAAAUUAUGAGCUAUUGUCAUCACCUUUGCGUCGGCGUUGGCGUCGGCGUCCGGUUAAGUUUUGCGUUUAGGUCCACUUUUCUCAGAAAGUAUCGAUGCUAUUGCAUUCAAACUUGGUACACUUACUUACUAUCAUGAGGGAACUGGGCAGGCAAAGUUAGAUAACUCUGGCGUGCAUUUUGACAAAAAUAUUAUGUGCCCUUUUUAUACUUAGAAAAUUGAAAAUUUUGGUUAAGUUUUGUGUUUAGGUCCAUUUUAUUCCUUAAGUAUCAAAGCUAUUGCUUUCAUACUUGCAACACUUACUAUCAUAAGGGGACUGUGCAGGCAAAGUGAUGUAACUCUGACUGGCAUUUUGACAGAAUUAUUGCCCUUUUUAUACUUAAUAAAUUGAAAAUUUGGUUAAGUUUUAUGUUUAGGUCCACUUUAUUCCUACAGUAUCAAAGCUAUUGCUUUCAUACUUGCAACACUUAUUAACUAUCAUAAGGGGACUGUGCAUGCAAAGUUAUGUAACUCUGACUGGCAUUUGGACGGAAUUAUGGGCCCUUUAUACUUAGAAAAUUGAAAAUUUGGUUAAGUUUUGUGUUUUGGUCCACUUUACCCCUAAAGUAUCAUAGAUAUUGCUUUCAUACUUGGAACACUCGCAAACUAUCAUAAGGGUACAGUAAAAGGACAAGUUGCAUAACUCUGGUUGUCAUUUUUCACGGAAUUAUGGCCCUUUUUUGACUUAGUAACUUUGAAUAUAUUGUUAAAUUUUGUGUUUCGAUCCACUUUACUUCUAAAGUAUCAAGGCUAUUGCUUUCAAACUUCAAAUACUUUCAUGCUAUCAUGAGGUUACUGUACCUGGCAAGUUGAAUUUUACCUUGACCUUUGAAUGACCUUGACUCUCAAGGUCAAAUUAUUAAAUUUUGCUAAAAUUGCCAUAACUUCUUUAUUUAUGAUUAGAUUUGAUUGAUUGACAAAACUACUCUUACCUGACAUACCACAAUAGACUCCACCCAAACCAUUCCCGUGCUCUGCCCCC